GGCAAUCCCUGCUCCACCGGAGGAGGCCAUCCAAUUGCUAAGCAACCCACUGUUGGCCAAUCAGAGAGCUAGGAGGUGAUGUCAUGGCGAGAGCCCAGCAGUGGUGCUGAUGUUGAGAAGCCCUGGGUACCACUAAUUGAGGGAGUGAGAAGAGAGCAGCUCGCUUUGGAACCGGGACGUCAGGGUUGUCAGUGUCCUGAGUUGGUGAUCAAUACUCUCUGUGGCUCUCAGUCAGAUCUCCUUACCAGAUCCCAGCAAACAUGACCCUCGCAGCCUACAAAGAGAAGAUGAAGGAGCUCCCACUGGUGUCUCUAUUCUGCUCCUGUUUCCUGGCUGAUCCCCUGAAUAAAUCAUCCUACAAAUACGAAGGCUGGUGUGGGAGACAGUGUAGGAGGAAAGGUCAAAGCCAGCGGAAAGACAGUGCGGACUGGAGAGAAAGAAGAGAACAGGCAGACACGGUGGACCUGAACUGGUGCGUCAUCUCUGACAUGGAAGUGAUUGAGCUGAACAAGUGCACUUCGGGCCAGUCCUUCGAAGUCAUCCUGAAGCCACCCUCCUUCGAUGGGGUGCCCGAGUUCAAUGCCUCCCUCCCUCGGCGGCGAGACCCGUCACUUGAAGAGAUCCAGAAGAAGCUGGAAGCUGCCGAGGAGCGAAGGAAGUACCAGGAAGCUGAGCUCCUGAAGCACCUGGCAGAGAAACGAGAGCACGAGCGAGAAGUGAUCCAGAAAGCCAUUGAGGAAAACAACAACUUCAUCAAGAUGGCGAAGGAGAAACUGGCUCAGAAGAUGGAGUCCAAUAAGGAGAACCGGGAGGCCCACCUGGCCGCCAUGUUGGAACGGCUGCAAGAGAAGGCGCCGCCUGCUGCGCGGUGACUCCCGGGACCCAUCGCUGGCUUCGUCCCAUGGACAAACACGCGGAGGAGGUGCGGAAAAACAAGGAGCUGAAGGAAGAGGCCUCCAGGUAAAGCCCGGAGGCCCCAGAAGUUCUCAGGACAGCCGGACAGCUCCAGCAGCCCCGCGGUUCCUGCAGCCUGGCCCGCUGGCUGCUCUCCCAACACUGGGGUUUGGGGGGGAGGGAGGGUGGCCAAGGGGCGUUUCCUCUGCUUUCGGUGUUUGUACAUGUAAAGAUUGACCAGUGAAGCCAUCCUAUUUGUUUCUGGGGAACAACGAUGGGGUGGGACAGGGGGACGGAAGGAGAGAGUGUGGACAAGGAGGCGGAGAAGAGCUUGUGGACAUUGCAACACGACCCACCCACCGCAGACUCAGGCCAAGACCCCCGCUUCUCACAGCCCCGCCUGGACAUCCAGUCUGCAGGUUCCAUGUGGAGAGAAGCGUGAAGUGGGGCCCGAAGUUUGGAGUGAAGAGCAGAGUCCUCUUGGGGCGUGGCUGUAGGGCCCACAGGAUAAGCCCAGCUGGAGGGGGUGGGAGACCCGCCUGCAGUAGAUGGGAUCAGGUCUGUGUGUUGUGUGUGUGUGUGUAUGUGUGUUUGUGAGUGUGUAUGUUGUCAUCUUUUGACCAUCAUGACUAAUGAAACAAUUA
Molecule: messenger RNA, 1538 nt
Organism: Jaculus jaculus (lesser Egyptian jerboa)
Lineage: Eukaryota; Metazoa; Chordata; Mammalia; Rodentia; Dipodidae
Gene: Stmn4
Product: stathmin 4
Exons: 8
Coding region: 261-872 (203 amino acids)
Biological process (GO): microtubule depolymerization; neuron projection development; regulation of microtubule polymerization or depolymerization
Cellular component (GO): neuron projection; cytoplasm
Molecular function (GO): tubulin binding
Source: RefSeq, a predicted model, not a curated record